Vitrella brassicaformis is the source of this 1620-nucleotide messenger RNA. The record is from the annotation of a GenBank genome assembly. Lineage: Eukaryota; Vitrellaceae.
GGCAAUCCUGACAACGAAGCCGAAAUCACAGCAGCACAUGAGAAAUCAGUGCAAAUCACGAUUUGGCUGGAAUCCAUUACCAACGCCAGUCGCAGCUAACGCUUUCAAUUUCUGAUUCGAUUCCAGGUGCUGAACAAUAGAAAUCAGCGCUGAUUUCUACAGAGUGAGUUCCCGUGGGACACGAACCGGUCUGAGCCGGAAGGCGUGUCCUUCACCGGGGACCCUGCUCAUUGCGCGAAACGCAUCUUACCUGACAAGCUCGCACUUUCCCCGCCGCCGCGACCCUCUCCCCUCUUCCCUUUCUUUCUUCUUUCCCGAGAUGCUGUCGGCUCGAAAUCGCCAAAUUGCACUGCCACUGGCACGCCGUUUCUCGACUGCUUCAACCUCCAAUCCAAACAUCAGCUUCUUCCGGCGGUAAGAGGGGAUGCAAGAACAUAGGCAAGAACGCACGGACGGGGUCUGUCAAUGGGGUGCGUUUGUGUUUCAGGCCAACAGUUUUGCUCGGGACGGGGCUGGUGGGUGGUGUGUUGAUGCAGGUGCGGCCCUCCACUCACACGUGUUCACACCAGCCAGCUGCUGCUCGUAUGAUUGGUUUAUGCAGACGUACUACGGGACAGCGGACGACUUCUUUUCAGGCAAGUACCGCACCAACGCCGACCCCGACGCCCUGCUGGAGUUCUACCAGGCCGAGGAGCUGCUCAAGAUAUUCGCGUUCCAGCAGUUUCUCGGGCCGAUCUUCUUCAAGUUUGUGAUGGACGGCAUUACGGUGGAGGAUCACAUCCCCGGGCCCCCCGGCAAGUGGGACGCCCGCAUGAAGAGCCUGAACCUGGGCAUGGAGGUGGAGUUCAAGCUCACGGAGAAGGAGAUGGUGACGGAGGAGGGCCACAAGGUGCUGGGCUCCUUCGUGCGGCACGAGCGCUUCAAGAACUUCAUCCCUUACACCCCCAUCCUGGUUCGUAGCAUGAAUGAAUGAACACAACACCAUGCGACCUAUCAAGAGUGCAUUUGUGUACGUGGGCGUGUGUGUGUCAUGCUGUCUUUCGAUCCAUCAGCUGUGGGAUCAGACCUGGGACUACGGUUUCAAGCGGAUGCCGGACGGGAGCUACGAGUGUUUCCAUAAGGGCAGACGGUUCUACGGCCCCUUCUUCAUGCGGCUCGCCGUGUGGGCCCACCAGACGAUCGUCCUCUACCUGUGCAAGAAAUACGUCAACAGCGCGACCUUCGGCGAAGAAGAGGCCGACGACGACGAGUGACGAGACAGACAGUCCCGCCGCCAAAGGAUCAGACUGCCUGUAGGCUCUGGUGUGUGCACAUGUCGGUGCUUGUGCGCGUGUGCGUGUCAGUGCGUGAUCCUUCGACUGAUUCUUGUGACUGGCUGACUGACUGAAUCGCUGUAAAAAGGGAUUUUGCUACGAAGGAUUGUUGACUGACCCUACAUGCUGACGGUGGGGUUUUUGACUCGCCUGGCCGGGUGAGAGGGGACUGACUUGUCUCGACGCUGGGGUGGGAUUCUCUAAUACCUUCAGACGGCGGCGACGUUUAGGCACUCUGACUCAGGCACACUGAAAAUGACCUUCUGCCACGACAUCUGCAUCACAUGAAUGCACGCGCGUCCAUCGG